Molecule: messenger RNA, 1767 nt
Organism: Cyprinodon variegatus (sheepshead minnow)
Lineage: Eukaryota; Metazoa; Chordata; Actinopteri; Cyprinodontiformes; Cyprinodontidae
Gene: atp6ap2
Product: ATPase, H+ transporting, lysosomal accessory protein 2
Exons: 9
Coding region: 52-1140 (362 amino acids)
Biological process (GO): positive regulation of Wnt signaling pathway
Cellular component (GO): membrane; external side of plasma membrane
Molecular function (GO): signaling receptor activity
Source: RefSeq, a predicted model, not a curated record
UGCGGUGCCAUGACGUCAGGUCAGCUGACCCUUGCAGUUCCUCGGUGAGAAAUGUCGGUGACAACCUGCCGAAGGAUGAAGGCUUGUUUUACCUUGACGUUAGCCCUUUGCUGUCUUUUCGCAGCAGGUGUCAGUGGUGACAGCUUUACAGUCCUUCAAGCUCCAGAGUUUGUGUCAUUCCAGAAAGGUGACUGGCCAGUUUCUGGAGAAAAAGUCCCUGAUGUGGUGGCUCUGACCAUGGGCUUCUCUGUUCAAGAGGAUCUGCUAUGGCCUGGCCUCCAGGCUGGCCCAUUGUUCCAGCGUCCCCGGGCUAAUGUUUUAGUGGUGGUUAGAGGAGUCGACAGCCUUGCUUUGCCUCAGGCUGUAGCCUCUUAUCCCCUGGAAAAUCCAGUACCCUUCACACUGGACAGCGUUGCAGAGACGGUCCACUCUCUGUUUUCCGAGUACACCCCUGUAGUUCUACAACUAGCCCCAAGUGAGGAGCGUCUGUACAUGCUUGGUAAAGCUAAUGCUGUGUUUGAGGACCUCCCAGUGACCUUACAGCAGAUCCGUGCUCGCCUCUCCCAGGACGGCUCUGUACUGACCUCUCUCCCUCUUAACUCCCUGAGCAGAAAUUCAGAAGCUGAUUUGCUCUUCCUGUCCGAGGUUCAAGUUCUGCAUGAUAUCACUGCUCUGCUCCAGAGGCACAGGCAUUUGGCCAAGGACUUCUCCCCUGACCUGUAUUCUCUGGAGCUGUCUGGUUUGGAGGAGCUCAGUCGCCUUUACGGCAAAGACUCUCCUCAGUACCGCGAUGCCACAGCCAUUCUUGCUACUGUGCUCCAGAAGUUUGGAGAAGACAUGUAUCGGCUCUAUGGUAACCGGGCUGUGGUGGAGGUUGUUACUGUGAAAACCUUUGAAGCUCCUUUGACCAGAAAAUCUCGUUCAAUCCUGCAAUCGAAGCAGAUUAGUAACCCCGACAGCCCUUACAACCUGGCCUAUAAGUACAACUUUCAGUACGCUGUGGUCUUCAACAUCGUGUUGUGGCUGAUGAUCGCUCUGGCCCUCGCCGUCAUCGCCAUUUCUUACAACCUGUGGAAUAUGGACCCAGGAUAUGACAGCAUCAUCUACAGGAUGACCAAUCAGAAGAUCAGAAUGGACUGAGACGUGUUGUUGUCUCCUCCUGCUGCUUCCUUAGUGUUCUUCAGUGGAUGUUUGUGUUUGCGUGAGGUCUGGUGUAAUUAAAAAUAUCUAAUUAUCUGUGGUGGCUGAAUGAGAAGAAGAGCACAGUACUGAAUCACCUUUGAGUUUACAGCACUGAUAUCAUAAAAUGGUAAUAUGAAACGAUAACAGAGGAAGUUAUGUCAGCAUUAUCUUAGGAUCAACAUCAUCCUCUAGAAUGUGAACUGAAUACAUCUGGCCUUCCUCUUUUCACCUUCACAGCUCAAAUCAUUCCUUCCUUUAAAUGCUAAAAUCUUUUCUCCCUGAUGAUUGCACGUGUAUUUUCUUUAUUGUAAAAAUGUGUUAAGAAAUUAGAUUAGUCUGGUUUCUUUUUGUGUUUAGCUGUAUGAAAGUGUUAAAGGUUUAAGUUAAAGAGAAGUCUAUAUGUAUAUAUUGAAUAUUACAAAUACGUGAGAACCUGUGGUGGUGUUUUGUGUGCUUCGUCUCUAAAUAACAGGCUGGACUGUGUUGAAGAAAAAAAACAUGCAUCCCAUAUGUUUGCUGUUGCAAUUCUAUAAGAGGUCUGUGAACUGCAAUAAUUGCUCAAAAAUAAAUUAUUACAUGUAUCAA